Messenger RNA from Phoenix dactylifera (date palm), 1545 nucleotides. Its product is annotated as transcription factor IIIA-like. Lineage: Eukaryota; Viridiplantae; Streptophyta; Magnoliopsida; Arecales; Arecaceae. Gene Ontology annotation, biological process: regulation of transcription by RNA polymerase II. Gene Ontology annotation, cellular component: nucleus; nucleolus. The record is from RefSeq and is a predicted model, not a curated record. Gene Ontology annotation, molecular function: DNA-binding transcription factor activity; 5S rDNA binding.
UCAUAUCUAGUGGUAGACAGGCUUUAGGGUUUUUUGUGUGCCUUCCCUUGUUUUUUAAGGCCUUUCAGCCUCUCGAGCAGCCCAACCCUAGCCACUUCUUCCUCCUCACGCUUCUCCUCGAUCCGCCUUCGCGCCGGCGGUCGGCGGUGCUCGGGAAGUCUCCCGCGUGGCUCAUACGGGUGGGCCGAUGGACUCGGCGAUGGCUUCCGUGGAACCUACUGCUCUGGUUGGUGGGACAGCGAACGAGGCUGCCGAUGGAUUCAGUGAGCGAGAAAAGCCUAUCUUUAGGGACAUCAGGCGCUAUUAUUGUGAAUAUUGUGGGAUUUGCAGGUCGAAGAAAUCGCUGAUAAGAUCUCACAUCCUUUCCCACCACAAGGAUGAAUUGAAAAAUGCACAGACCGAUCAAGGAAAUGAAGAAAAUGAGCUCAACAAUCAGCUGCGGCAUACUUGCCAGGAGUGCAGUGCGAGUUUCCGGAAACCAGCUCAUCUGAAGCAGCAUAUGCAAAGCCACUCUCUUGAGAGGCCCUUUUCAUGCCCGCUGGAUGAUUGUCAUUUGAGCUACAGAAGGAAGGACCACUUGACUCGCCAUUUACUUCAGCACCAAGGAAAACUUUUUACUUGCCCAGUGGAGAAUUGCAACCGCAGAUUUGCAAUUAAGGCUAACAUGAAUAGGCAUGUGAAAGAAUUUCAUGAAGAUGGGUGUCUUUGUGAAGGUGAAAAGCAGUACAUUUGUCAGGAACCAGGGUGUGGGAAGACAUUCAAGUAUGCAUCAAAGCUGAGAAAGCAUGAGGAUACACAUGCUAAAUUGGAUUAUGUGGAGGUCGUCUGCUGUGAACCUGGAUGUAUGAAAACUUUUACAAAUACCGAAUGCCUUAAAGAUCAUAUCCAAUCAUGCCACCAAUAUGUUCAAUGUGAGGUCUGUGGUACUCAACAGCUGAAGAAAAACUUAAAGCGACACCAACGCAUGCAUGACGGGGGUGGUGUGACUGAGAGAAUAAAAUGUAGCUUCAAAGGUUGCCAAUACACAUUUUCAAAUAGAUCAAAUCUUAAUCAGCAUAUAAAGGCUGUGCAUCAGGAACUUCGCCCAUUUGCGUGCCGAAUCCCUGGUUGCGGGAACAGGUUCCCUUACAGGCAUGUGAGGGAUAACCAUGAGAAAUCUGGUGUUCAUGUUUAUGUUCAAGGUGAUUUUCUUGAAACUGAUGAGCAUCUGCGCUCGCGGCCAAGAGGUGGGCGCAAGAGGAAAUGUUUGUCUGUCGAGACUUUGCAGCGGAAGAGAGUAGUUCCUCCUGGUCAAGUUUCUUCUCUGGAUGAUGGAACAUAUUAUAUGAGAUGGUUACUGUCUGAUGAUCAGCACUGAGUGGUUCACAGGCAUAUAUAUAUAUGUAUAUAUCGGACUGGAAACUUGGUUGCUUUUUAGAUAGUUUCUCCUGGUUCUGAAAUGACCAUCAUGUGUCAAUAUUGUAUGAUUUUGGGAAACAGCUACCUUGUUGUCAUGUUGUAGAUGAAUGUUAAUAUAUGAUUAAGCGAAAUUUUUUGCUCUGACAA